This is a messenger RNA of Eleginops maclovinus (Patagonian blennie), 4071 nucleotides long. RefSeq names its product protocadherin alpha-C2-like. Gene Ontology annotation, cellular component: plasma membrane. Bases 1 to 2403 code for a protein of 800 amino acids. Gene Ontology annotation, molecular function: calcium ion binding. The record is from RefSeq and is a predicted model, not a curated record. Lineage: Eukaryota; Metazoa; Chordata; Actinopteri; Perciformes; Eleginopidae. The transcript has 3 exons. Gene Ontology annotation, biological process: homophilic cell-cell adhesion.
AUGCAGGCUUGCGGAAGGUACGUGCUGCUCCUUAUUUUUGUUUGUUUCAUUCGUAACAUAUCGACUUCAGUGACUCAUUAUUCAAUACCCGAGGAAAUGAAAGAAGGUUCAGUUGUAGCUAACCUUGCUACCGAUCUCAGCCUGGAUGUAAAGACACUGAGUCAGAGGAAGAUGCGUCUUGACAUUAUCGCAAAUAAGAAAUAUCUGGAUGUGAACAAAGAGACUGGAGAACUGUAUAUUGUUGAGAAGAUUGACAGGGAAAAUAUUUGCCCUACAAAGUCAUCAGCGUCUUGUUAUCUCAAACUGGAAGUAAUACUAGAAAACCCUGUUCGAAUUUUUAAUAUAGAGGUAGAAAUUUUGGAUAUGAACGACAACGCCCCUCAAUUUCGGAGAGACGUCAUACAUUUAGAUAUAUCUGAAGCAACGCCGAAAGGUGAGAGAUUCUCUCUCAGCAAUGCAGUCGAUCCUGACGUUGGAAGCAAUUCAGUAAAAACAUACCAUCUGAGUGAAAGUGAACAUUUUAAUAUUGAAGUUCAGACAGGAAGAGAUGGGUCGAAAUUUGCCGAAUUAAUCUUAACAAAGACUUUAGAUCGAGAGCAGCAGGCUGUGCAUAAUUUAAUUCUCACAGCUGUAGAUGGAGGCACACCUGCACGUUCUGGCACUGCAAGUGUUAUUGUUCGUGUUUUAGACACUAAUGACAACACACCUACAUUUGACCAAAAAAGUUAUAGUAUUAAAAUAAUGGAAAACUCUCCUAUUGGGAGUCUUGUUGUUAAUCUUAAUGCAACAGACCUAGAUGAGGGGUCAAAUUCAGAAAUAACAUACUCCUUCAGUUUAUAUACAUCUGAGAAAACGCAGGAAACAUUUAAUCUGAAUCCUUCCACUGGUGAAAUUACUGUCAAAGGAAUGUUAAAUUAUGAGGAGUUCAGGAUUUAUGAUAUGGAAGUCAUUGCAACAGAUAAAGGAGUCAAUAGUUUAUCAGGACAAUGCACUGUCAAAAUUGUUGUUGAAGACAUGAAUGAUAACCACCCAGAAAUAUCUAUUAAAUCAUUUCAGAGUCCAGUCAAUGAAAACAUAGAAAUGGACACAGUGAUAGCAGUGGUGAGUGUCAGUGAUAAAGACUCAGGUGACAAUGGAGUAGUUGAUCUUCAUAUUCCAGAUAACAUGCCUUUCAAACUGAGGGAGUCCUCUGGUAACUAUUAUGAAUUAGUGGUGUCAGAGCCAUUAGACCGAGAGAAGGUCCCUGAAUAUGACAUCACUUUCACUGUGACAGACAGGGGCUCUCCUCCUUUAUCUGACAAUGAAACUAUGACGUUAGAGGUGCUGGAUGUUAAUGACAAUGUGCCACAGUUCCCUCAUUCAUUUUAUACUAUACGUGUAGAGGAGAAUAACGCUCCUGGAGCCCUGCUCAGUUCCCUCACUGCGUUUGACCCUGACCUCCAUGAAAACCAGUACCUAGUUUAUUUCAUCCUAGAGAGGGAGAUAGCCAACACCUCUAUGUCCAUGCUGUUCUCCAUCAACCCAGAGAAUGGGAAUCUUUACGCACUAAAAACGUUUGACUAUGAGAUCGAGAAGGAGUUUCUCUUCCACAUCGAGGCCAGAGACUCUGGCUCUCCUCCUCUCAGCAGUAACGUGACGGUGCACAUCAUCAUUGUGGACCAGAACGACAACGCUCCGGUUAUUGUCUCUCCGUGGCGUGCACAGGGCUCGGUGGUGGAGGAAAAGAUCCCCAGAUCCACAGAUAAAGGCUCUCUGGUUUCGAAAGUGAUAGCCUUAGACACAGACUCGGUGCACAACUCCCGGAUCACCUACCAGUUUCUGCAGGUGACUGACGCCACCUUGUUCAGUCUGGACCAAUACAAUGGAGAGAUCCGGACCAUGAGGAUGUUCAGCUACAGAGACCCGCGCCACCAGAGACUGGUUGUUGUUGCCAAGGACAACGGGGAGCCUGCCCUCUCUGCUACAGUCACUAUCAAGCUGUCCACAGUGGAGACUGCUGUGAAGGCCUACUCUGACAUGACCGAGGUGCCUCUAGAAUAUGACAUCUUCUCAGACCUCAACCUGUACCUGGUCAUCGGUCUGGGCUCUGUGUCAUUUCUCCUGCUGAUCACCAUAUUGGUCACCAUCGUAAUCAAGUGUCAGAAGCCUAAACCCAGCAAAGCGGCUCCUCCCUGCAGGAACAGUGUGAUCAGUGAGAGGAACUCCACCAUCGCAGACUCCACUCUGGUUUCCAACGAUGCCUACUGGUACAGUCUGUUUCUAGCAGAGACCAGGAAAGGAAAGAUGGUGGUCAGACAGCCUGUGCCAAAGGGCUCCAGAUACAUCGUGUCCAGUUUACCACGAGGAACAGGACUCACAGACACUAGUGGCUCAGCAGCCUCCACUCUGCAGUACCCUAAAUGAGGAAAGUCCACUCAGCAGCUGGAGGCAUCCACCAGCAGCAGCAGGAGCUCCACAUAAGGCCACAUCCUCAGCUGUGUAUUGGAUAAUCGCUGACACGAAAGAUUCAUAUAGGAAAGGAGAAACCCCUGCCUGUUAUGACCCCCACGUCCAUCCUGCCCAGUCUGAUCCUUGUUCCUCACAACAUGUAGUUUUCAUGCGAUAACACCAAAUGGACUAUGGUGACUAAUUAAGGAAACAGACCUCCCCCUCUCUUUCUUCAAGCACAUGAAAAGCCGAUCAACAUUGCCUCUCUGUCCAUUCAAUACGCAUGAUUAGACUGCAUGGCUUCAACCACACUCUUGAGUCCUUCAUACAAACAAUUUUCAUUUGGAAACACUUGCAAUGAAGUAGACUGUAGGAAAUAUUACAACUGUGGAUAUCUAAAGAAGCCUCAACAAGGACUGAGUGGACAUAGGAAUGUUGAAAUGCCUUUAAGAGACUGUUUCCACUCUCUAAAAUGAAACACAUGUUGGAUAUUACAAUAUUAACCUCUGUGCUUUGUCUUGAUCCUUAACAGCAUUGAUGUAUUAUACAAGUUAACUAAAAAGUGAAACAGCACAAUUAAAUAUCAAAAGAUAGAUUUUAAAGUAUGAAAAGAAAGUGGAUCAGUAUUUUAUAGAUGUGGUAGCUUUCAUCAGUUUUAUGUUUUGUACAUGACUUUAUGCUGUAUAUUUGAGCUAAGCCUGAAUAUAUGAAUGAUAUUGCUGAGAGAAAGUUAACCAGUACUACACAGAUGAAAGUGAGUCCUUUAGGUAUUACGUAUCUAUCUUUCAGUUGUUUUUGCAUGGGAUGAUCAAAGUAUGUGUUAUAUGAUAUUGACCAAUGCAUUUCUUUUGUAAGGCCGAACAGUUUAGUAUUUUUCAAAACAAAAUUGAAGAUUACAUUUGAACAAGAAGACAAUGAAGAAGUUAAACAGUAUAAUAAUUGGAUGUAUUCCGAUAAUUAUGUGUACUCUCAGCUUAAACUUAAAUAUACAUGGUGCUUGAAUGUUGUGUUCACUUGGACUUUAAGUGCAAAAUAAGAGCCUAGAGGAUUGUAAAGACACUGAAUCUUCAAGAAUGGUUUGAAUAUCUUCUAUAACUACUGUAAAUACAUCACAAACAUGACCAUGUACUUUCACUUUUUUAUUUUUAAAGCCAAACUGUGUGGAUGUUCCUGAAUUUCAACCUUUUGAGAUUGUGUAUCAAGUUAAAAAAAACUCACUAAAUGACUCAAUGUUUACUUUACAAUGCUGAAAUACUGAAUACUGGUCGUUCCCAAUGAAAGCUGUGCUAAUGUGUAUUACUACCACUACUUUCUCUAUUUAGAUAUAUCCUAAGCCUGUAUCUAUACAAAUGUCAUUCUUUUCAAUUACCAAUGCUGAACUUUUGUUAAGAAAAACAGUGGACAUCCUGUGCCAUCAGAUUUAAGUGUGUGCAAAUCAUUCACAUGAUCAGCUUUUACAUAGUCCAACGGUUUAGCACAUCCCAAAUUGCAUUAUAUAACGAUGUUCUGUUAAAACAGGCAAACAUAUACAAUAAGUGCUUUUGUACUGUGGACUGUUAUGGUGCAUUAUGUAGUAACGUGUGUGAUGUGAGCUUAUUGUAUGCUAUGGUCUGUAUGAUCUAUUAAAUACUACAACAAUCAUAA